Molecule: messenger RNA, 1197 nt
Organism: Dreissena polymorpha
Lineage: Eukaryota; Metazoa; Mollusca; Bivalvia; Myida; Dreissenidae
Exons: 10
Coding region: 1-1197 (398 amino acids)
Source: RefSeq, a predicted model, not a curated record
AUGCCGGAGAACCUAGCACGUGUUGUACAGAGCUGUUGGAUGCAGAAUCCAGAGGAGAGACCAGACGCAAUGAACGUGGAAAGCUGUACACAGACCAAGCUUGUAAUUUCGACCUAUGACGCAGCCGACAACGGGCUUGUGUACAUCCAGGGCCAGGGAGACGCCUGCAAGCGUGUGACGUCAUCAGGAAUUGCGUUCUAUGAAUUCGACUUUGAGGAGUGCGGGAUAAAAUGGGAAAUGUUGUUCCGAAUCGUGGUUCAGAAAAGCAGAGGAUACCAGACCGGAGCCGAUAAAGUUAUCCCCAUUUUCUGCGUCGCCGAUACAAGUGACCUUCUGGUUUCCAAUAGCAACAAAGCAGACAAGCAGGAUGAUAGCAGCGUCAAUAUGACUGUUAAACCUUCGGCAGCAAUGAAGUUCUACAAGGUUGUAUCGGACGAAGAAGUCAGUGGGACGGAGGUCAAACUUUCGGAUGUCCUUAUUAUGACGUUGCAGCUUGGUGACGAGUGGACAGGAGACUUUGAUAUCAAGGCCAGAUAUUGCAUUGCAUCUAAGAUUGUCAUCAUCGACGAAUUUUGCGCCACUGACACGGACCUGUUUCCGAACUUCUCGCGUUUCAAGCGCGGUUAUCUCAUGAGCGAGUUCGGGGCCUUCCGGUCCACCAACUUAGAGGGAGGAGCGAUUGAGAUGAACUUUACCUGUGUGCUGCAAGUCUGUAAAGGCGACUGUGAAGAGUCUAACUGCAUGGGCUAUGCCGGUUGGGGACGCAAGAAGCGAUAUGUUACGCCUGUCAACGUGAUAGGAGAAAUCAAUGCAUCGAACAAAGUCCCGAGCAAGAAAGAAAGCGUGGGGUCCAUUGGACAUAACAUUGCCAAAAGACAGACGGAGGAUUUCGAUAUUGACGUCGGGGCUCGAGUUAAAAUUGUGGAGAAAUAUUCCGAAAUCCAAAUCAUCACAGAAGAAACGAUGUGCAUGAAUGGAGCAGUACUCAUCACCACUAUCGUGUUUCUCAGCACGGGGUCAACACCUGCGCGAGACAAGCAGGAUGAUAGCAGCGUGAAUAUGACUGUUAAGCCCUCGGCAGCCAUGAAGUUCUACAAGGUUGUAUCCGACGAAGAAGUCAGUGGAACGGAGGUCAAACUUUCGGAUGUCCUUAUCAUGACGUUUCAGCUUGGUGACGAGUGGACAGGUGCGUACUAA